UCCCCGGCACCCGUGUCUGUCCCCCCUCGUCCGCCGCCCGUCCCCACUGCGAGAGGAGCGGUGGCAGUGCAUGGGCAUCCGUCUGUGUGUGUCUGUCUGUCUCAGCACCUCCAUCGCACACAGCUGCCUUUUGUGGCCUUCCUUGGCUGCUCCGUGCCCACGGGGGGCGUAUGGGACCCCCUCUUUGUUCUGGUCGGUGUUGGAGGGUGUGCACGCGCGAGGGAUGAUUUUGGAAGGUGGGAGUUGGAGGCUCUUUAAUUAUUCCAUCGAGAAUGGCGGUCCAGGUUCACCACUUGGCGGCAGCUGCGUGGUGGGGUCUGCACCUGCCCAGAUGUGAAACAGUUCCGUCUUCAGCGUGCAAGAGAGGACAGGGGUUAAAAUGAAUGAAGACCUGAAGGUCAAUUUAAGCGGGCUGCCUCGGGAAUAUUUAGAUGCCGCUGCUGCGGAGAACAUCUCAGCUGCUGUCUCCUCCCAGGCUCCUGUUACUGAGCCGGAGCCUGAGCUCGUAGUCAACCCCUGGGACAUUGUCCUGUGCACCUCGGGAACCCUCAUCUCCUGUGAAAAUGCCGUUGUGGUCCUUAUCAUCUUCCACAACCCCAGCCUGAGAGCACCCAUGUUCCUGCUGAUAGGCAGCCUGGCUCUUGCAGACCUGCUGGCCGGUAUUGGACUCAUCGUCAAUUUUGUUUUUGCCUACCUUCUUCAGUCAGAAGCUACCAAGCUGAUCACCAUUGGACUUAUUGUCACCUCCUUCUCUGCCUCUGUCUGCAGCUUGCUGGCUAUCACUGUGGACCGCUACCUCUCUCUCUAUUAUGCCCUGACUUAUCAUUCCGAGAGGACGGUCACCUUUACAUAUGUCAUGCUGGUCAUGCUCUGGGGGACCUCCAUCUGCCUGGGGCUGCUGCCAGUCCUGGGCUGGAACUGCCUUCAGGACGAGUCCACGUGCAGCGUCGUCAGACCUCUGACUAAGAACAAUGCUGCCAUCCUUUCUGUCUCUUUCCUCUUCAUGUUUGCGCUAAUGCUUCAGCUCUACAUUCAGAUCUGUAAGAUUGUGAUGAGGCAUGCCCAUCAGAUAGCCCUGCAGCACCACUUCCUGGCCACGUCGCACUACGUGACCACCCGGAAAGGGAUCUCAACCCUGGCUCUCAUCAUGGGGACCUUUGCUGCUUGCUGGAUGCCUUUUACACUCUAUUCCUUGAUAGCAGAUUACACCUACCCCUCCAUCUACACCUAUGCCACCCUCCUGCCUGCCACCUACAACUCCAUCAUCAACCCUGUCAUAUAUGCUUUCAGAAACCAAGAGAUCCAGAAAGCCCUCUGCCUCAUUUGCUGUGGCUGCAUCCCACCCAGUCUGUCCCAGCGAGCGCGGUCACCCAGUGACGUGUAGCAGCCUUCCACCUAAGAAGACACUGCCCACGACAAGCACUUCCACUGCCAGCAGUCGACCUGCUUCCUUUAAAUCCUUUGCCAUGGUUUUC
Messenger RNA from Fukomys damarensis (Damara mole-rat), 1475 nucleotides. It is a transcript of the gene Gpr12, whose product is annotated as G protein-coupled receptor 12. Gene Ontology annotation, biological process: G protein-coupled receptor signaling pathway. Lineage: Eukaryota; Metazoa; Chordata; Mammalia; Rodentia; Bathyergidae. The record is from RefSeq and is a predicted model, not a curated record. Bases 380 to 1384 code for a protein of 334 amino acids. The transcript is spliced from 2 exons. Gene Ontology annotation, cellular component: membrane. Gene Ontology annotation, molecular function: G protein-coupled receptor activity.